Molecule: messenger RNA, 8068 nt
Organism: Cinara cedri
Lineage: Eukaryota; Metazoa; Arthropoda; Insecta; Hemiptera; Aphididae
Source: the annotation of a GenBank genome assembly
CGGGGCUCCGACAAAAGGGAGUUCAGUACGUGCGUUUGGAACAAUUUGGAACCUGGUUUUCAGAAUUAGGAACGUCAUACUUUUCUCGCAAACUUACAUUUUCUGUUGGGUAAGGUCAACUGCACGCAGACUUCAAACCUUCACCAAUAUGUUGGUAUAGUCGGUUCGAGACGGCGGAGUGCGUCCAACGAGAGUCACCACCGACGCACGAGACGGAGGAGUUCGUCCAUCACCUUGACGCCGCCGAUCUGUUCGGCCGUUCCACAGUUGUUAACCGGUAACGAGGUACUGAAUUUUGAAACCCGAGUGGCUUCUUUAUAAGUUAUUGGAUUGUCGAAUAUUAAGCGUGUUCUCGCGAAUAACCAAAUUUAACCCGAUUACCGUAUUUUAAAAACAACAUAUCUUGACGAUUUCGGUUACUAACUUUUGGAUAUGCAGGUUAUUGAUAAAGUAAUGAUUAGACAUCUAGUUAGUACUUUUUUUUAUUAUCAAUUAAUGUUAUUUGUAAUAACUAAUAACCAAUAAACAUGUCAUUUUCGCGAAUUCAUAACCAUUAACCAAAAUCAUAUAACCAUAACUAAUAAUGAAUACAGCCAUGUUAAUCGCCAAAAGCCGCCUAUUGUUAAAACCUAUAGUUUUUGGGCCGUAAAUCAAUAAAAAUCGCAUUUUAAUGAUUUGAAACUUUGUACAACUCCCAUUCAAAAGGCUAUCUUCAUCAAAGGGCGCACGACAUAUUAUAUUGUGUAUUCAGUUUUUCACCUUUGGGUUUAGCACGUUUUAUCGAACAACACCAUAUCCACAAUAAUAUUAAAAUGUUUAACUGACUUUUUCUUCCAUUUUCCGACAUUAUUCAAUAAUUAAAUAAAAUAUAUUUUUACUUAAAAAAGCGUAAUAAAAUACGCACUUUGAACCUAAUAAAUAUUUUUAAAAUAUCAUAGUCAAGCGUGCAAUAUCCAUUUCAUUUGUAUUUUCCGGAUCAGGUCAUAAGGUCAGCGCGAACUAUAUUAUUAUAAUAUAAACAUGUAGUUGGUAAGCGAAUAAAAUUUGUCAUUUUUUUAUAUUGGAAUCACGUACCGAUGAAGAAUACCUUGGUUUUACUAUAGUAAAACUAUGAAGAAUCGAUAUAAAUAAUAUAGAUAACUAAUUUUGUUGGGUUUUAUAGAAUAUAAAAAAAACAAAAACAACAAAUGGACAUACUUCGCAAAAAGGGUGGGCAAUUGUUAUAGGUGAGAAGUUGGAAAGGUAGAGGAGAAAUUUAAUAUGUAUUCAACGAUUAACCAUCGCUAAAGAGCGGAAGUUGGAUAAUAUAUUUUAGAAUUUUUCAAAAGUGCAAAAACAGAAAUGUAAAAUUAAAAACAAAUACAAAUAAAUGCCAUAAUACAGAUGCUAAUCAUUUUUUAAUUCCGUAAUGCAUACCUAACAUUUCGUAUUCCACACAAUUUUAGUCCCUGGGGAAAUUCAAUUUUUAUCUGUACGCAACGGUUAAUUAUUACUAACGAAAACGACUCUGAGUGAAGUUUGGUUAAAAAUGUUUUGAAAGACCGUUAUAUUUAUGAUUUUUGUUAAAAUUUGGUACUUAAAUCAUUAUAGAAAAAGUUCUACACAACACUCGAAUUUUUUUUUUACUACAAAGUACGACUAACAAUGAACCUCUUGUUAAAUUUUCAAGUAUUUAAACAAAAAUAACUCCAGAAUGGCUCAAAUAUUUUGAAAAUUUUACCACGUCCAGAAAAAAGGUGAAUAUAAGUUUUUGUCUAAAUUUCAAGUCUUUACGAAUAUUAAAUUCUGUAUGGAAUGAGGAAUGUAUUGGUUUUACAAUGAUAUUUUUUUUAACUGUGAAUAACUUUUCUACCAGCAAUUUCGCUCCGCUAUUACAAUGAUACCACUUUUUCUGAAAGGAAAUCUGACUGAGGAAAGAAAAGGAAAAAUAGGCAAACUAUUAAACAAAUAUUAUUAAAGAAAAUAUAUAAUGUAUAUACCCAGACAGCAAUUUGGCAACGUUAAAAUUUUGAUAAUAUUUAAACUAGAUUAAAUUUAAAAUGUUAUCUAAAAAUGUUUUUGAUCUUAUAAAAGUAAUUUUAUGUUUAAAAUAUUCUAUAAAUAUUGUAAUUUAUUUAUUUUCUAAUAUUUCAAUAUAAUGUUAGAUUAAUAUUUUGUAUUUUAAUUAUAUAAUAACAGCUAAUAAGAAAUUGAUAAGUUAUAAAUUUCGAUGUACUUCAGACAUUCGAAUAUGGACGAUAUUAAUAUUUAAAUCAACAUAGAUUCUGAUACCUAGUGUUUUUUAGAACAAAACCCUAUGAGCCGUCGGCUGGCGGUCAUCAUCGUUCAGUCGGUCACAAUAAUAAUGUUCUUGUUAUCAUCAACGGUUGAUAAUAUAAACUCGCCAAUCAGGGAACAGCAUUUUAUAUAAUACAAAAAGUGAAUAAGGUAAGCAUUUGUUAUUAUUUUACCAUAAUACUAUAUAUUAUACGUUGUUGGCAAAACAACACUAUUAACUAAACUCCGCACAGAAUCGUUUUUCGAUAGCAAUGGUUAAUCGUUGCGGACAGAUUUACUUUAAAUUUCCUCUCUACCUUUCCGAAUUCUCAUCUACAACCCACGUGCGAAGUAUAUCCGUCUUUUUUUUUAACUGGAUCACAACAAAAAAAUAAAAUUGAAAACAAUACAUUUCGUAAAUUUCCCUGUUUUCCUGGCGUUCUUUCCUGGUUUUUCAUAAUUAUUAUGAAAACCGAUUGGAAUAUCAAAAAAUGACCAAAAAUAUAAAAAAUAAAAUAAAAUAAACAUUAUUGUUAAACUAGUACAUUCCUCGCUUCGCUCAGACUCAAAAAGUGAUUUUUGUUUGCAGAUUAAUAGCAGGUAAUAUAAUUAUUUCGCCUGUACGAAUACCUAACUUCACAUCACGUUUAUGAAGGAAAACGUAUGUAUAUACAUUCGUUAUAUAUCAUCGCUCGGAUAAUAUUAAUGACCCCGAAUAGUCUUUAGACCCUAUAAAUAUAUAUAUAUAUACACAUACAAAGUGAUUUUUUCAUCAUGAAUCAGCGAUUUUCUCGAAGAAUUUUAAGUGAAUUUGAUGUAUGUUUAUUUUAAUCACUAAGCUUUAUUUUAAAAGAUCAUUUUUAAUUUGUUACUUCUAAUUCGUACACCUUAAAUAAGUAUAUAAUUAUACAGUUUAAAGUUCCGACUGGAAGAGUAGGGAAGAGCGAUAAAUUGCACGUCUUUUUUUAUAUGAUAAAUUGAUAACUCUUCUGUAUUUCUCCGGUCUAAACUUUAAUAAGGUUAUAAAUCAUAAACGGUAAAUAUGAUAUUAAUGUUGCCCAUACCAAAAUGUCUAAGAAAAUGUUCUUUAUUUGAAUCUGUGUUCAAAAAAGGCGGCUCUUAUUUGAAAAACAAAAUUAUACCCUUAUAUAAGGAAUGUGGAGUAGGGGUAAAAAAUUUAAAAUGGUCUUAAAAUUAGGCUUAAUCAAUUCCAUUAUGAAAGAAAAAAAAAAAACAGAAUUUAAAUUCACUUAAAAUCCCUCGAGAAAAUUACCGGUUCAUGAUAAAAAAAAAUCACUCGGUACAUAAUAUAUAAAUGUAUAAUUAUAUUUUUUUAACUUUAUUAUAAUACAUGAUAAUAAAUUAUUUCGUUUCACUACACUAACUCAGAUAAGUGAUAGCUUUCAUUACGUCUUGCAUAUUAUAUAUUAUAAAAUUAUCGAAAAAAAUUAGAUCACUAUUAUUGUAGAUAUUUUGUUUAUUCGACAAAACUUGUAUAAUAUUACAAUAAUUUCUAAAAAUAAAUAGCUGAUACUAUUGAUAUUAGUGUGCCACUUUUUUAGGAGUUAGAAGGGAGCAGUGGCGUAUUUAUGGAAGGAAUAUGGGGAAUAGAUCUCCCUUGCCUUUUUUAUGUAUAAACAAGCACACAACAAAUCACACAUUCUGUAAUCUGUUAUAUGAUAUACAAAUCUACCUGUUUAUUUUUAACAGUUCAAUAUAUAAUAUUAUAUACCGAAAUUAAGUCACAUUGAUAUUUUGUGAGUAUCAUUACACAAUAAUAACAAAAAAAUCAAAAUAGGAUUUUCAAAAAAAAAAUAUUAAUUUAAAUAUAUAUUAUAUAAAAAUGAAUCCCUAUUUCCCAUGGUCAUCGCAUCACGUGAGAACGACUUGAUUGAUUUUGCUGAUUUUUUUUUUAUUGUAUUCGUAAUUAUCCGACAAAGUUGUUUAUGAAAGAAAAUAUCUAAAAAAUCAACCAAAAAGUAGAAAAAUCGCAAAAAUGUAUUAAUGAUAUCUGUGAUUUGAAGUCGAUUCGUUGCACUAACAUUAUAAACGUUUUUCUCAGUUGUCUUUAUAUACUCUAUGGGCAGAUAUAUCGUCUAACUGACGUGCUUUAUUGUCAUUUAUUCAUCUCUUUAAAUAUCGUGAGUAUGAUAAAUGUUAUUUAACAGCUACAACGGUCAGCAUAUAUCAAAAAAGUUAAUUUAUUCAUUUUUAAUACAUAGUCCAUUCGAUCUGAACGUUUAUCCAGUUUUAAGUUUUUUGAGAAGUGAGUUAGUUAGCAGUUAGUUCACCACAAUUUAAAGUUGAAUUAUAUAAUUACGUACGCAAAUCGCAGGGAUUAUUUUUUUUCAGACAAGUUAGAAAUUUGGAUGGUAUUCAAGUUAUGGCGUCAGUGCGUCACCGACAAAAUUUCGAUUCAUUUUUAUACACAACACAUAUAAAUUAACGGCAAAUACGUAAAUAAAGGUAUAAAAGGAACGCCGUGCCAUCUGCAAGUGACAACUAUAAUACAGUACACGCGCUCACCCACUACCGAGCGUUCUUCAUUUCUUUUGAAAUCUCCCCCACCCCCCCAAAAAAAAAAGAUUUGAUGUUUAGAUAUUUUUAUUAUAAAAUUCAUGAAAAAAUGUCACAACAGAAUACUUGUAGUCCACCGAAGGUAGACUACCCACUUUCCCCACCUAUUUGUUUUCAUUCAAUACUGACCCGAUCAAUAAGUAAUAUGGGUAAAACAAAUAAUACAAAUUUGGCACGGGCAAUGACGGGCGGGACAGCUAGCUGUUUAUAAAUAUUGUGUGUUGGUUUGUGAUUAUAGACUAGACUAAACGGGUUAGCUUAGAAAAUAAUGCUUUUAUCUUCUUUAAUUUUGAUUUAUUGCUGUAAUGCAGUUAAAAAUAUUCAUAGUGAUAUGAAAUUUUGACAGAAAAUUUAUAUUUGCCUUUUCUAAACGUGGUGCAAUUUUUACAACAUUUUAACAUUUUUCUAAGCGUUUUAUAAAUAUUUUAAUUUUGUGAGUUCUUACGUAAAUUUUAAUGUGGUAAGUACUCGUUGGAUAUAGUUAUUUGAUCAAACAGAAAUACCUGAAAAUUUAUUAGGAGGUUAGGUUAUACCUAAGUCAUUAUAAGUUGUACGUAUUCGUAAAAAAAAAAAGUUUAAUAUAAAAUAGACAUUUUUUUUCUUGUUUAAGAGUUUCAAUAUCAUAUUUUGACGAAAAUCAUAAAUAUUAUGGUCUUUAAAAACAUGCAAAUAAUAUAUAUAAUAUAACAUAUUAUGAAUACAUAAUAAAUAUAUAUAUAUAUAUAACUUAUAACCGAACUUCGCUCCGAAUGGUUUAUCGUUGCUAAUUAAAUAACUUUAUGUAUCAUACAUUCAAAACUUCGCAUAUGAAACAGUGGCACACCCGCCCCUAGAGUAUCAGCUCUGUUUUUUAUUUUAGUUAUAAUUUAUUUAUCAUAGUUAUCAUCUUAUAAUAACAAACGUCUGUCGAAUGAUACAAUAUUUUUAAAUUCUUCUAUAACCUCGGAAACUUCAUCAUUAAAUUCCUGCAGUACAACAUUUUAGCAACACGAUUGAUUUCAAUCGAUCUAGUUUCAUAGUCACGUUUUCACUCGAGUCAAUUUAGAAAACGUUUGCAUAUUUGAAUUUAUUUAUAUAUAUAUAUAUGUAUUCAUGUCUACAAAUUCAGACUUCGUUAAUAACGUAAAAUUAUAACGAUCGGUUAAACUACGCGUAAUUAUUAUUUUAUUUACCAAUAUCGAACAUUAAUUUUCUAGUUUUAAAAAUUGAAAUUCCAUUUACACGUAUUAAUAUAAUUAUGUCGUAUUAUUUAGUUUUUUUUCCAUAACUUUAGGGUAGGCAUACUCGGUAGGUACAUCACCCCGUAGUUUCGCCUACGUCGUUAUAAUCUCGAGGGUUACUUAUUUCUGUAUAGUUCUUUUAUUUUUAUUAUAAUUUCAAUAACAUAUAUUCUAACGAGGUGUUGUCUCGGUGUUGAUUAUUGCUGAUUAAGAUUAAUUCGAAAAAACCCGAUUACUUUUUUUUUUUCCGUGAGACCAUUCCCGUACCUACAUAUCUAUAAACGCAUCAUCGCGCCUGUAUUUACUAUAUACGUUCGUUUUAUAGGUCCGUGAGAAUAUUAUAAAAGAUAAGUGAUGGACCUUAUCGAUUAUUGAUAUGUUUUCGGUUCAUAGUUUAUACGCAUAAAAACUGACGAAACAGUGUUACCGAGUUUAUUACCUCUUCAUUAAAGAGCCACGAGUAUUGUUUGUCAUUUGAUACGGAAUCACACGCGGAAAAAAAUGGCACAAAUAAAAAAAAAUUACAUUAAAUUCGUGCUGGUCUUGGUGUGCUUGUCGCAGGUAUGUUUUUUUUUUUUAAAUAUAUUUUAUUUGUUUUCAAUUCGAGCCAUAAUUACAAUUUUCACUCAUCAUACACACACAUACGCAGGUACAAGCAGGCUCGAAGGCUCUUCUGGACAAAUCGGACAAUCCUUUUGACGAGUUCUUCAAGGAGAUUGUCAAGUCGGUGAAUAAAAUCUCGGAAAAGUUGAAAUCACGAUUGGCCGAAGUCGAUAUUCAAACUGACAAAUAUAUCAAUCAGCUAGAAGAAAAAAUUGAUGUUACCGAAGAACAUUUACAAGAGACAAUCGCAAAGGUGAGUGUUUUUUUCAACAAAUAUUACACUAUACAAGAGUAAAAAUUUUAAACUUUUCUGUUGAACAAACUCAAUGCAAUAAUGAUCACCGCCACUUUAAAACCGAUAACACUGAUCGAAAAAUAUAAUAUAAUAUUAAAUUUACGAACAAUAAAAAAAAAAAUUCAAUUUUCAAGAAUUUUGUUGAAAAAAAAAACGAUUUAAUGGGUUCACAGAUACUGUUCAGGUGAUGUCGGUUAUAAUAUUAUGUUUGACAUAUUAUUUUCAAAUCGACAAAAAGAUAAUGAGGAUGCGUGUCGUUUUUAUUUUUUUUUUAGUCGUAGAUUUUCUAGGUUUGGAAGCGUUUUGCGUUUUUUAUCACGUAUAAAAUGAAAUUAGAAUAUAUUUUUUAUAAACCGAAAAAUAGCAGUUGUAAAAUCUAGAUUUUAUAUUUUUGUUGGUUUUAUCUAUCGAAUAUAGGUGAGUGAAUCUGUUGAAAAAUACUACAAACAGACGACCGAAAAUUUCCCAAAAAUUUGCGACAAAAUUCUCGAAGAUAUAAAAGCCAAAGACCCGGAAAUCGCGGAUAAAAUCAAGAGAGUGAAAAUCGAAUUGAUCUCAUUGAAAGAUGACCUGAUCAAACUGUUCGAAGAGGUUAAAAAACCGAUUGUAGAACGCUUCAACGAAGUGAAAGAAGAAGCCAUCGUCAAAACCAAACCCAUCGUCAAACGUUGGACGCCGAUUGUCAAAGACGUUGAAGUGAGUGUGAACGCACGAUCAAGUAUAAUAUUGUUUCGGUAAAAAUUAUAAUAAAAUGGUAUUCAUAUUUUCUUUCCGCUACAUUUCAGGACAUAAUUUUGGCUUUGAUCCCGGACAAAAAGAAAACGAAGUAGAAAAAGAAAAAAGAAAAGAGAAACGCCUAAUCACCGAGGUCAUCCGUUACAUAAUAUUUCAAUACUAACUCUCAACAAAUAUAUUACAAUAUCAAUGUAUUUCCCGUUAAAAAAAAAAAAAAAUGAAUUUUAACCUCCGAUUUUUUUUUUUUUUUUUGUACCUUUUAUAUUAUUAUUAUAAAUUAUAAAAAUUGAUUUACAAUAAUCAACGGUAGUAUAAUAUUUGUAUUAUAUUUUUACCUUAUACCUAUCGUGUUUUAUUACAGCUCUAUAUUAUUAUAUGUUAU